This is a messenger RNA of Impatiens glandulifera, 871 nucleotides long. Its product is annotated as zinc finger matrin-type protein 2. The coding region runs from base 97 to 708 and encodes 203 amino acids. Gene Ontology annotation, cellular component: U4/U6 x U5 tri-snRNP complex; spliceosomal complex. The transcript has 10 exons. Gene Ontology annotation, biological process: mRNA splicing, via spliceosome. The record is from RefSeq and is a predicted model, not a curated record. NCBI's taxonomy places the organism in Eukaryota, Viridiplantae, Streptophyta, Magnoliopsida, Ericales, Balsaminaceae. Gene Ontology annotation, molecular function: zinc ion binding; nucleic acid binding.
CAUCAAUCACAAACAAGUUCAGAAGAAGAAGAAGAAGAAGAAAAACUCAGUAGAAUUGAAUUCCGCAAGAAAAACCCUAAAAUUCAUCCGUCAUCAAUGGCUAAUUCCAGCAACCCCGCGGCAGGUGUUGAUAAUACCUUCAGAAGGAAGUUCGAUCCAGAAGAGUACCUCCAACGCGCUCGUGAACGUGAGGAAAAGGAACAGGCCAAGUCUAAAUCCAAAUCUAAAGGUCCUCCUGUCGAAAGACAACCAUUGAAGCAUAGGGACUUUGAGGUUGAUCUUGAAUCCCGCUUGGGGAAGACUCAGGUAAUCACUCCAAUAGCACCGCUAAGCCAUCAGGCUGGAUAUUUCUGCAAAGUCUGUGAAUGUGUAGUGAAAGAUUCAGCAAAUUACCUGGAUCAUAUCAAUGGAAAGAAACAUCAAAGAGCUUUGGGUAUGUCUAUGCGAGUGGAACGGGCAUCCCUUGAACAGGUUCAACAGAGAUUUGAAGUACUGAAGAAAAGGAAAGAUUCGGGAAGCUUUACAGAACAAGAUUUUGAUGAAAGGAUCUUGAAACAGCAACAAGAAGAGGAGGAAAGGAAACGCCUAAAACGAGAGAAAAAGAAAGAGAAGAAGAAGGAGAAAUCAGCAGAGGAGGAAACUCCUGAAUUAGACCCGGAUGUUGCAGCUAUGAUGGGAUUUGGGGGAUUCGGUACUUCAAAGAAAUGAAAAACAACUAAAUUUAAUCAGACGGACGGAUCUCGCCUUCUUUAUUAACCCCAUUCUUUUUGUGCAACUGUCAAUUUCAACUGAAUUUAAUCUGCACCCCAUUUGGCUUGGAUUGGCUUAUGAGAAUGUUACAAUUAAGUUUUAUUUAUAUAUUAGUCAUUGA